AUGCGGAACAGAAACAGUCUGGUUCUCUGUGCCCUUGCCCUCCUGAUGGGCUUCCUGAUGAUCUGCCUGGGGGCCUUCUUCAUUUCCUCAGGCUCAAUAUUCGACUGUCCUGGGAACCUGAUCCUGCCUCUGGGGUUUGUGAUCCUUCUGAGUGGAAUUUUCUGGAGCACCUACCGCCAGGCGAGUGAAAGCAAUAGGGUGUUCGGCCAUGUGCUCAGACAACACCUUGCUCAGGGGGCCCUGCCCCUGGCCACAGUGGACAGGCCAGAUUUUUACCCUCCUGCUUAUGAAGAGAGUCUUCAUGCUGAAAAGCAAACCUGUCCUGCAGAGGGAGAGGCCUCGGAUGUUCCUCCACCUCUGUACACAGAGAUGGGCCUUGAAUUUGAGGAUGAAAAUGAUGCCCACCCGGAGGCUCCACCAGCCUACGAAAGGUCCGUGACAGACGGGGCGGCGGCGGCAACGCCAUCGCAGGAUGCUGAGAGGCAAAGCCCGGAGUGCUAA
Molecule: messenger RNA, 501 nt
Organism: Diceros bicornis minor
Lineage: Eukaryota; Metazoa; Chordata; Mammalia; Perissodactyla; Rhinocerotidae
Gene: TMEM252
Product: transmembrane protein 252
Exons: 2
Coding region: 1-501 (166 amino acids)
Source: RefSeq, a predicted model, not a curated record